AUGUACCAUCACGCCGACGAUCUGAAGCGAACACAGCAUAUCAUGGAGCAUCUCGCUGCAGGAUCCGCUGGGCCAGGGCAGCACAGCUCUAGCCAAGUCACGGACAGAACAUCCAGUGUAGUGGACGUCGACAGACUUCUGGCCAAACCCGGUAUCGACACGGUCAACCGCGGCAGGCUAAUCAGUUUCGACACAGCGGUUGCCGCAGAAAAGAAGAGCAAUCGGGCUCUCGAGCUUCGCGAGUGGGAGAGGUCUCAGUCGUUUGAUGUUGACCCGAUCAAGAGAAGAGCCUCGGAUACCCCGCCAAGUCCGGAUACUAGACUAUCCAAUCCUCCAGAAUGGCUGAGUCCAAAUCGAGGAUCCAUCACGAGCCAACGAGUCGUGACAGAGGCCAAGAGCACACCCCAAAUGAGGUCUUCGAUUGAUCAGGUUGGCUCGGCCACAACUGAGUCAACAGUCGAGUGGCCGAAGCUGAAGCGAGUGACGAAGGUGACGAAGGAGACCGUGGAGGAAAAGCCAAAGACGACGCUGCCGUGGAUGCAAAGGCCCUUGCGCCGAGUCCAGAAAGAGGAAAACAUAUCCCAGCAAGCUCAAACACAACAGUCGACGGAAGCCGGGAAUUGGAGAUCUCAGCUUCGAAAGGUCGAGGACUCGCACCAUGGCGGCCGACAGCGAGCUGAGACUUGCAGCUCGUGUCACGAUGAAACAAGCUUACCAUCGCGUUCCUCUGUUGGCGAGGUUGCCGACGUUGCUACCGACGCAACAAAAGAAGAGAACCAGUCUCCGGCGCCUCUGAGGUCGAAACGUGUUGAGGAGGUUCAAGCCUCGAUCUCCCACAAGUCAAGCUCCAGAACGUCAACAACAGUCGAGUCAGAGACCAGCAGUCAGGUCUCACACACAGUAAAGGAAACCCACUCCGCCUCGGGUUCCCACGUUGUCGAAGAAAACAACGAGGCGAGCAUUACCAACGGCUUCGAACAUCGCGGACAGUCGAACGAGAUUGAGGUUCUCAGCCCAGCACCUGUGAUUUCAUCCGAACACACUUGCACCUGGAAGGAGCACUACUUGAGACUGACGUCAGAAGUGCGGCAGUUGAAGGCUGAGAUUAUGUCCAGAGAGAGGCUUGGAUCGUCUGGCGUGGACGUGGGGGUGAACGUCGGGCAGGGUGACGAUGAGCUGGGCGUCGAGGGUCUUACCAUUGUUAUGCAUCUGAAGGGGAAGGAUGAUCUGGUCAUCAAUACAGACUUGACCAGGGCUUCUUCUGACGUUUGA
Messenger RNA from Colletotrichum chrysophilum, 1272 nucleotides. RefSeq lists its product as uncharacterized. The transcript has a single exon. Lineage: Eukaryota; Fungi; Ascomycota; Sordariomycetes; Glomerellales; Glomerellaceae. The record is from RefSeq and is a predicted model, not a curated record. The coding region runs from base 1 to 1272 and encodes 423 amino acids.